Molecule: messenger RNA, 3773 nt
Organism: Sciurus carolinensis (gray squirrel)
Lineage: Eukaryota; Metazoa; Chordata; Mammalia; Rodentia; Sciuridae
Gene: Cog8
Product: component of oligomeric golgi complex 8
Exons: 7
Coding region: 33-1955 (640 amino acids)
Biological process (GO): peptidyl-methionine modification; intra-Golgi vesicle-mediated transport; N-terminal protein amino acid modification
Cellular component (GO): mitochondrion; COG complex
Molecular function (GO): peptide deformylase activity
Source: RefSeq, a predicted model, not a curated record
UCUGGAGGAGAAGUGACGCGGCUGCCGGGAAGAUGGCGGCUGCGGCGACUCUUCCAUCCUCGUCCACGGCCACGGCCGCGGCCGCGGCUCUCGGAGAGGUGGAGGAUGAAGGGCUCCUGGCGUCGCUGUUCCGGGACCGCUUCCCCGAGGCCCAGUGGCGGGAGCGGCCCGAUGUGGGCCGCUACCUCCGGGAAUUGAGCGGCUCCGGGCUGGAGCGGCUGCGGCGCGAGCCCGAGCGCCUAGCCGAGGAGCGGGCGCAGCUGCUGCAACAGACGCGCGACUUGGCCUUCGCCAACUACAAGACCUUUAUCCGUGGCGCGGAGUGCACCGAGCGCAUCCACCGCCUCUUCGGCGACGUGGAGGCGUCCCUCGGCCGCCUGCUCGACCGCUUGCCCAGCUUCCAGCAGAACUGCAGGAACUUUGUGAAGGAAGCUGAAGAGAUCAGCUCUAAUCGCCGGAUGAACACCCUGACUCUAAACCGGCACACAGAAAUCCUGGAAAUUCUGGAGAUCCCUCAGCUCAUGGAUACCUGUGUCCGGAACAGCUACUAUGAAGAAGCCCUGGAGCUUGCAGCCUAUGUACGACGACUGGAAAGGAAAUACUCCUCCAUCCCUGUCAUCCAGGGCAUUGUGAAUGAAGUGCGCCAGUCCAUGCAGCUGAUGCUGAGCCAACUGAUCCAGCAACUGAGGACCAACAUCCAGCUCCCUGCCUGCCUCCGUGUCAUUGGCUACCUACGGCGCAUGGACAUCUUCACUGAAGCUGAGCUAAGAGUAAAGUUUCUUCAGGCCCGAGAUGCUUGGCUCCGUUCCAUCCUGACUGCCAUCCCUAAUGAUGAUCCCUAUUUCCAUAUCACAAAAACUAUUGAGGCCUGCCGAGUCCACCUUUUUGAUAUCAUCACACAGUACCGUGCCAUCUUCUCAGAUGAGGACCCACUGCUGCCCACUGCCACUGGGGAGCACACAGUGAAUGAGGGUGCCAUCUUCCAUGGCUGGGUGCUGCAGAAAGUUUCGCAGUUCCUGCAAGUGCUGGAGACUGACCUUUACCGGGGGAUAGGAGGCCGCCUGGACUCUCUGCUGGGCCAGUGCAUGUACUUUGGGCUGUCCUUCAGCCGGGUGGGGGCUGAUUUCCGGGGUCAGUUGGCUCCUGUUUUCCAGCGGGUGGCCAUCAGUACUUUCCAGAAAGCAAUUCAGGAAGCAGUGGAAAAAUUCCAGGAUGAAAUGAAUUCCUAUACCCUCAUCUCAGCUCCAGCCAUUCUGGGCAGCAGUAACAUUCCUGCUGCUGUGCCAGCCACUCAGCCAGGGACACUGCAGCCACCAAUGGUACUUUUAGACUUCCCACCCCUUGCCUGCUUCCUCAACAAUAUUCUGGUUGCCUUCAAUGAUCUGCGUCUCUGCUGCCCUGUGGCCCUGGCACAGGAUGUGACUGGUGCCUUGGAGGAUGCCCUUACCAAGGUAACUAAAAUAAUCCUGGCCUUCCAUCGCGCUGAAGAGGCUGCCUUCAGCAGUGGAGAACAAGAACUCUUCGUCCAAUUCUGCACUGUCUUCCUGGAAGACCUUGUUCCUUAUUUAAAUCGUUGUCUCCAAGUCCUUUUCCCACCAGCUCAGAUUGCACAAACUUUAGGCAUUCCACCCACUCAGCUCUCCAAGUACGGAAACCUCGGGCACGUGAACAUCAUCCUUAUCCAGGAGCCUCUCGCCUUUAUCCUGCCUAAGAGAGAGAUGGUCUUUUCUCUAGAUGACAAGGAGCUAGCGCCCAAGCUUACAGCUUCAGCACCGGAGCUUCCUGCCGAGGAGCCAAGGAUGGACCCAAGAGGAGAGCAGGUGGAGUGGCAAGCAAAAGGAUGGACUGCCCGCAUCAUCCAGCAUGAGAUGGACCACUUGCAAGGCUGCCUGUUCAUUGACAAAAUGGACAGCAGGACGUUUACAAACAUCCACUGGAUGGAGGUGAAUGACUGAGGCAUUCCUGCUGGAGCUGAGGAUCUGGAAAACCCUUGAGCUGGGAACAUCUUACUUGGCUUCACAUUGGUAUUAGUCCAGAUCUGAAAGAAAACAGUGGACUGCCAAUGCAUGUCGAACUGAUUUGGAGGAAUAUCUUAGGAAUGUUUAUUCAAGUCAGGUUUGGACAAAAUACUGCUACAACUUGAGAAAAAUAACCCCCCUGAAGUGGAUGUUACCUGACAAUUUUGUAUGAAGAGAAUUGGGGCAAGUAAAUAACCAUUCUCAGAAGUGAUAUCAUAAAAGUCUUGUAUAACCUACUCCCAAAGCCAAGAUUUCAUAAUAAUAGAGUCCCCAAAUAUUGGAAAACUGUGUUUAAAAAUGCAGGUAAGGCAGAGGUUGACCAUAUUCCCUGAGUUCUGCUUUUUACAAAAGGCUGUGUCUGACUUGCAGAGUCCUUAUUUGCCUUGGACAUCAGCUGCUUAUAAAAGUAAAACACAGGACAGAGUGGUCCCAAUUCAAGAAAGUGUUUAAUGACAUUAUUAAUGUAAAUAAGUAUCCACACAUUUUAACAGGUCCAGAUAGUUUAGGUCUCCACCUUUCAUUUUAUUUUUUAUUUUUUAAAAAUGGCAUCUUGCUGCAUUGCCCAGGCUGGGCUCAAACUCCCAAUCUUCUUGCCUCAACCUCUGAAGUAGGUGGGAUUAUAGGCAUGUACCACUGUACCCAGCUCAGGUCUUUUACCUGCCACCUUUAACAAAGUUAGAAAAAAGUUUGCUGCUAAGAUCUGUUGAAUAGCUGGUACUUGGCUCAUUGUUUGGGUGGAGGCCAUGGAACAGGGCUGCAGGUGGGGAUGAUAACUGAUAGCCCCUUCCUGUCAUAAUUAAAACGAAUGAGCAUUAUACUGACCAGUGUUUAACUUUUAAGAAACUGUCAAGAGUUUUGUUAAGAGGUGAAGGAAUUCCAAAAGUAUUAGGUAAAUUGUCUAACCUCAUUCUUAUAUUGAGGUUUGAGGUAUUCAGGUUUUUUUUUUUGUUUUUUUUGUAUUGCUGGAGGCUGUGCAAAGGCUCUAUCACUGAGCUACACCCUUAGCCUCUGAAGCAGGUAUUCUUGUAAAACAAAAUCCUCUAAAUCAAUGUAUACAGUGAGGACUGGGGGUAUAGGUCAAUGGCAGAUCAGAGCACUUGUCUAGCAUGCAGGAGGUCCUGGGUUCAAUCCCAAGUACUGCAAAAAUACAACAACAUGCAUGGUGGUGCAUGCCUGUAAUUUUAGCUACUUAGGAGGCUGAAGUAAGAAAAUUACAAGUUGGAGGCCAGCCUUGACAACUUACUGAGACUCUGUCUCAAAAACUAAAAAGGGCUGGGAAUGUAGCUCAGUGAUAGGGAGCCCAGUAAAUUAUUUAGAGAAAAAGUGUUUUAAACAGUAGUUAGACAAACCCAGGAAACACCCACUCUUGCCUGUAGUUUUCUCUAACUUUGGAGCAGGCUGACUGGCUGAAGAUGGAGUGAAGAUGGAGUCAAAAUGGAGAGGAGUCACAAGGAAGCACUGCCCCAAGGUUAGAGGCUCAGCUAUUAGGGAUGUUUGUAGAAAGCACUUCUUUACACUGAAAACAAUGGCCUUUAAAAUUAGAAUUCAGUGAGUAUUCGUUCACUUGAACAGUGUUCAGAAGCUCCUGCAGAGUGACAUCAAAACAUUCUAAUGCUUCCUUAUAGUCUUCUGAGGGUCACAGCCCUUUGUUAGUAUCAACAAAUCUUUGUAUUUCCAAUAAAGAAAACUUCUCCCACCAAGUUAUUGGCCACACAAACCACACAUACAUACCAAUCAGAAUCUUGAAUUUUUUUU